AUGGCUGACAACGGGCCGCCCAAGGUCAAGGUGCUUAUUAUUGGCGCGUCGGGAGUGGGCAAGACGUGCCUGCUGACGCGGUUCUGCGACGAAGUCACACCGUCGUCGACCAUCUCCACCAUCGGCAUCGAUUUUAAGACCAAGGUGGUGAAGGUUGACGGGACAGCCAUGCGGCUGCUGGUAUACGAUACGGCCGGACAGGAAAAGUACCGCACCAUCACCUCGUCGUUCUAUCGCGGCUCGGCCGGGGUGGUCCUCGUCUACGACGUGACAGACGAGGCCUCGUUCCACUCCAUCUCGGAGCUGUGGAUGCCGCGGCUGGAAGAGCUCUCGGGCAAGAACGUGUCCAAGGUCUUGGUCGGCAACAAAAUCGACAAGGAGGCGGCGCGGACGGUGCCGACUCGGCUGGGCGAGGGCCUGGCCGACGAGUUUGGCAUCCCGUUCUUCGAGACGUCGGCCAUGACCGGCGACGGCGUCGAGAACGCCUUCCUGCACCUCGCGGCCGCCAUCAAGGCCCGAGUCCUCGAUCCUGUCGCCGAGCAGCGUGCCACCGCCGACGAUCCUGCAGUCAUCCUCACCGGCAUUGCUGGGGAUUCCGGGCGGACGCUCGAGUCGGUCACCAUGACUCUGCACUACAUCUCGCUCUUUGUCGAGUACAACGUGCAGACGCCGUUCUUCCGCAAGGCGCUCGCGUGUUGGGAAGACUAUCGCAGCCGGAGUUUCGCGGCCGGGCUCGCUCGGCGGGAGUUUGUGGACGAGGUGGUGGCCCGGCUGGCGGCGCCGGUGCCGAUGGACAAGGUUGUGCUCACGCUUGUGGAGCAGGCGUCGUCGGUGCAGUGUGCGCUCGGGCUCGGCGAGGCCGGGACCAUGCCGAACGAUCCCGAAAAGAGCGCGGAGACGCUGGCCAAGUCGCUGACGUCGAUUGCGCUCGAGGGUCUGCUCAAGGCGUCGUACGAGGUGCCGGAGCUGCACGACAACCUGCUGCUCUUCCUCAAGCACCCAGGCAUCACCGAGGGUCGGCUGCUCUCGCUGCUGUACAUGAUCCGCCUGUUUGUGGCGACGCCGACGUCGAACCCGCUGCCGACGCCAACCAUCAUGUCGCUCAUCACCACGGUCAAGCAGUUCUACCUCUGGCCGCUUCCGUACGCGUCGGUGGCCAAGACGCUUCUCCGCGAGCUUUCGCGCGAGCUGCGUGUUCCCGGCUCGAUGUGGCGCGACGCGUAUCUGCGGUCGAACGCGUCGCUGCUCGAGGCCGACGCGCGAGGCGCCGCCGACGAGGCCGACGCCCGCGAGGGUCUCGCGCACGUCUUUCUCAACAUUUCCGAGCCCAAUCUUCCGCACUUUAGCUACCUCAUGCAUCAGUUUGCCACCGAGCGGCCGACGCCGACCCAGAUCAAGUACCACUUUGUAGUCACAACCCUCAACCUGCUCCUCGACGAUGGCGUCGACGCCGAGGCGCUCGGUCUCUCGACCUGCGCCGCGAGCGACAUCGACGCGCUCUACACCCAGCUGACCGCGCUUCUGGCCAAGGCCGAGGCGCUCAACGACGUCGCCGAGUCCAAGAAGCUCUACACCGCCGGCGUCACUGCCAUUCGCGACUCGAUCACCAUGCUUCCACCGGCUUCCACGCCGGGAACCCAGACCGCGGUGGCCUCACCGUCGGCGCUGCGGUACAACUUUCUGGUCCUCGGCGAUGAGUACGACGACAACGUGUCUGCGAGUGCGGUGACUGUCGACGACGAGCUUCACAUCCCGGUCACCUCGGGCUACGGCAUGCUCCGCGACGUGCUCGCGCUGUAUGCCGAUGCCCAGGCUGGCGUGGUCGACACCGUUGCGCCCGAGGAUGACGACGACCCCGACGGGCUCGACGGCGACGGCGACGGCGAGUCGUCAGGCUCGCGCCCGCAAGGCAAGCGCAUCGUCAAGAUCGGCGUUGGCGGCUCCGAUUAUACCCUCCUCAACGUUGUUGCUGGCUACGUGGCGUUGCUGCGGACCGAGCCCGAGCUCGUGGACAAGCUUCAGGUUCAGAUCUACGUGCUUCCGUUCGGGACCGAGAACGCGCUUGCCUCAUUCCUCGGCUGCUUCGACGGGUGGUACGGGCGGCACAUGCUCGACCUCUCACAGAUGGUGGCGCGGGUGAUGCCACACGUCGGUGCGCCGCCGGCGCCCGUCCUCGACGUCUUUGACGCCGGCGGCACGCUCGACGUCUCCAUGUUUGAGGGUGGCGUCCGCCCGGACAUGGCCCCGAACCGGCUCCCAGUUCCGCAGCUCUCACCCGGCGAGCUCCUCUGCCACGAGAUCGAGCGGUACUUUACCCGCGGCAUCCACCCACUCGACGUCAACAUUUACUUGUGCGAGAUCUGGGUGGCGUCGGCGACGCGCGGCGGCGAGCCCAUCCAUCGCACCAUUCCGUUUGUGCAGCGAGUGGAGAUCGGCGUCAAUGCCGCCGCCCGCUCGUUCCGCCGCAAGAAGGGCUGGUCGCACCUCUCGCUCGACGACGUCGUCACCCACAAGUCGUUCAAGUACACCGGGCCUGAGCUCACCGCCUCGUUCUCCGAGGUGUCGCUCUCGGGUCUCGCUCGACCCGGCCCGCCUAUCCCCACCAAGCAGUACUGGAACGUGACAGUCUCCAACGUGCCUGCGCCCGGCCAGAGCGGCACUCCGCCGCGGCCCUCGCACUCGGCGCUCGAGCUCUACUGCCUCGACUUUGACACCGGCAAGCGGCUGCAAAAGGGCAAGUCCGCCGUCAUGGAUGGCGAGCGGACGUACCACGCCUCGCUCAUCGAGCUCCAGGCCAAGGACACCAAGAAGCAGUUCCCUAUCGUCAUCGAUGGCCAGCUCUUUGAACCCGUCGACAAGAUCCGCAUUUCUCCGUGCUUCAAGGGCGCGUCCAACACCCAGGCUGCCCUCUCGGUCAUGACUUACUUUCCGCUCGACCUCUGAGCUCUGCGAUGUCAGCCCCCUCCCGCGGCACUGCCAUCCCCAAUCCCUGUGAUUGCGGCUGGACCAUGAACGGUGACACAGGGCUUGGCCGUGACUGGCGCGUAAAACUUGGCGCCCUUGUGGGAGCUACAACGAGACAUCGCAAGUCGAUAAAUGCCCCGGUGUGCGAAACGGC
Thecamonas trahens ATCC 50062 is the source of this 3118-nucleotide messenger RNA. RefSeq lists its product as uncharacterized. Bases 1 to 2943 code for a protein of 980 amino acids. The record is from RefSeq and is a predicted model, not a curated record. Gene Ontology annotation, biological process: regulation of exocytosis; protein secretion. Gene Ontology annotation, molecular function: GTPase activity; GTP binding. The transcript has 2 exons. NCBI's taxonomy places the organism in Eukaryota, Apusomonadida, Apusomonadidae.